This is a messenger RNA of Cottoperca gobio, 1014 nucleotides long. It is a transcript of the gene eny2, whose product is annotated as ENY2 transcription and export complex 2 subunit. The transcript is spliced from 5 exons. Lineage: Eukaryota; Metazoa; Chordata; Actinopteri; Perciformes; Bovichtidae. Bases 276 to 563 code for a protein of 95 amino acids. Gene Ontology annotation, molecular function: transcription coactivator activity. Gene Ontology annotation, cellular component: nuclear pore; SAGA complex. The record is from RefSeq and is a predicted model, not a curated record. Gene Ontology annotation, biological process: positive regulation of DNA-templated transcription; mRNA export from nucleus.
GACGUGAACAUCGAAAGCCUAUCUUUUCAUUAGAGCAAUAUCAAAUACAACUUUGAUGCUAAAUUGUCUUAAAACGUAAAUUAAACCCAUAGUUUAGCUGAUAGGCACUGUCGGGUUUUAAGAUGGUUGUUGUUAAUAUGCCUGCCGUGUUAUCAGUGCCAGUUAGCGUCAUUUCAUAUUAACUUUUUCAUCUGCGCCACAGAGUCUGGCAAGGUUGUGGUACAACUGAGGAGUGAGACCUCUUUUAUUUAUCCUUCUCUAGCGUGUGAAAGACUAUGAGUAAAGACUCCAGAAUGAAGGCAACAGUAAACCAGAAGCUGACCGAGAUGGGGGAACGAGAGAGACUGAAGGAGUUACUGCGGGCUAAACUCACUGAGUGUGGAUGGAAGGACCAGAUGAAAGCUCACUGCAAAGAAGUAAUCAAAGAAAAAGGCCUGGAGCAUGUCACUGUGGAGGACCUGGUGGUAGAGAUCACUCCUAAAGGAAGAGCCUUGGUGCCGGACAGCGUCAAGAAAGAGCUUCUCCACAGAAUAAGAGCCUUCUUAGCUCAGCAUGCCACAUAAUUUUAGUUUUUUACCAUUUGCCUAUAUUAUCAUGCCGCAAAAUAUUUUUAAUUAAUUGAUUUUCUUGCAUCAGCGAAAUGCUUACACGCACUUCUGUGACGACAGUUAUCACAUACCGUAUGUGUUUAUGCACUCACCUUGCACGUUUAGUUUUCCUUUGUAUAAGAGAUAUGCUGUAUAAAUAAUGAAUGUUUGAUUUAUUGAACAACAAUCAUUUUUAAUAUAGUAAAACACAGUGUGAUAAUAACAAUAAAUCGAUAUGUAAAAAUAAUAAUAUAUUUCAUUCAAUCUUUUUACUGUCCUGACCUCAUUGUCUUAACUAAAGCAUUUGUAGCAGUUCUUUAUAAUGCGCAUGGUAUUGAAUGUUUGAGGUGGUAUUGCCAUGACGAUGCAACGCAUGAAGUAAAUGCUUAAAAAUAUUGUUAAUAGUACAUUAAAUGUUUAUAUGAUG